This is a messenger RNA of Arabidopsis lyrata subsp. lyrata, 948 nucleotides long. RefSeq lists its product as uncharacterized. NCBI's taxonomy places the organism in Eukaryota, Viridiplantae, Streptophyta, Magnoliopsida, Brassicales, Brassicaceae. Bases 515 to 739 code for a protein of 74 amino acids. The record is from RefSeq and is a predicted model, not a curated record. The transcript is spliced from 2 exons.
UAAUUGAGAAUAAAAUUUACUAUCUCUAACUUUUUUUAGCUUGGAUUGUAAGUUAUUGUAUUGCCAAUAUAGAAUAUUGAAUUAAUUUGUUGUAACUCAGAAAAAGUUUGUUUGCUACAAAAUGGUCAGGCUAAAAGAAAUAUACGUUCCACUUUCAACAGUCUCAAACCGAUCCAAUGAUCAAUACAGUUCUAACUUCCUCAAGGCUUGUCUCUUCGGCUUUGCAUAGCAACAAGAGAUCUAAUGUCAACUCAUUACAUUCAUUGCAACGUGUUUCAUAGGGAACUUAAAGUUUGAAAUUAAAAGAUCUAUCAAAUUAAAUACGAAAAUAUCAAAGGAAUUACUUAUAUGGUCAAUGGUCAUAAAAACCUAUUCUGAAUUAUUUUGUUGUUAGUCUUCUUGACCAACUUGCUACAAGUUUUUAUUUUGGCCUAUAUAAACAACAACCUUCCAUAGUUUCAAAAUGUAAUCUGAAAUCUUUUUUGAGUUGUAAGCGUUUUAUCAAAAAGUUGUUAUGGCAAACGAGCGAUCAAGCUUAACCCUCCUCCUUUCUGUUCUUGUACUUUCUUUGGUCUUCUCUCCUACACUUCCAUGUCAAGCAGCUCGAGUGCAUCUCGAUGUUGAAGGGCGUAUGCUGCUGAGAGCACCAGUGCCAAUUCGCUUUUGCCCGGCUUGUGCGUGUUGUGCACCGGCUCCAAAAGGUUCUUGCUGCCCAUGCCGAUGCACCAACAAUCCCUAAAAAGAUGUGACUCCGCUUUCUGCUAGCAUGUAUGUGUUUGAUAUAUGUAUACUUAAUACUCUGCUUUCUUUUUCUACUCUUAUAUAUGUGUAUUUGUUUGAUAUGUGUAUGUGUAUGUGUUUGAUUUAUGUACUAUGAAUAAGCAAAUCAAAGCUUAAACUCUGUGUUUCUCUGAUUUGGACAAAGAAGUCAACUAUAUGUUUUUGUCU